Molecule: messenger RNA, 1340 nt
Organism: Strongylocentrotus purpuratus (purple sea urchin)
Lineage: Eukaryota; Metazoa; Echinodermata; Echinoidea; Camarodonta; Strongylocentrotidae
Product: proline-rich transmembrane protein 1-like
Exons: 4
Coding region: 367-876 (169 amino acids)
Cellular component (GO): membrane
Source: RefSeq, a predicted model, not a curated record
AAAUAAAGUACCGGGCCUGGUUGCAAUUUCUCUUCUUACCGGCAUUACUCUAAAAUCCGGUUCCUUGUAGAAAAGGGAAAAUUCUCGAACUUAUAGGAGGGUAUAACCUAAUUUGUAAGAGAGUGUAGGCACAAAUCCGUAGUACAAAGAAAAGCGCGAACACUUUUCCGUUACGUGAGUGGUGGGCGGGGCGUUUUUUAUUUUUUAUUUGUCAAGUUCUUAUAAAUGAAGAUGUGAUAUGAACUCGUUUCAUUCACUCGAGGAAAGUUAAGCCACAACGUUUCAAGUUUUAGAGCGUUCUAAACAGCUGUAAUAAAAACCAUUGCCUCACGACUUAAGUUACCUAAAUCGACAUAAUUCAACAAAAUGACUUCCACGGAGAUCUCAAUAUCUGAAACAGAAAAGCAGCACCUCGGCACGGACGAUGUGAGGAUGGGGUCACAGCUAGCGAUGUUCCAACCGCCAAAGGGCCACUCGGUACAGCCUGGAUACCUGCCACAACAGAAUGACGUAUCAUCUGGAGCCCCGCCCGCUUACUUACAACCAACCAAUCACAUCCAAGCUCAGCCACAACCACAAACUACAGUGGUUCGUACUGCUCCUCGAUCCACGAAUGCAUUUUCGGGAGCGCCCAGACAGCAAGUACCGGACUAUUCCCGCAUGGCUUGGGCAGUCACUUUAUGCUGUUGUCUACCCUUUGGUCUUGUCGCUGUCUUCAUGGCAUCAAGGGCCAAGGACAAACAAAUGUAUGGCGAUGAUGAUGGCGCUCGUUCUACCUCCCAGUGUGCGUUGGGCUGGGCAGUAGCUGGAAUAGUGUGCGGUAUCGUCUUAUCCAUAUUGUUGGGCAUAUAUUAUUUUUCAGGUCUAGGGGUAUAACAGUAAUUUAUCAUUGAAGCUGUGAGAAAGAUGAACUGGUGAUGAUUUGGACCAGGGAUUCGAACCGUGGACCUGCAUGUCGGACAAUAAUGGUGUUAAAUGAAUAGAAUCUACGGACAUGUUUGUCUUGUAGCGAUAGAAUCGGUCAUAACCAGGGAUGUAGCUUUACGGGAGCACGGAGGCACGUGCCCAUCCUGUCGAUUUUAAAAUGGCGAAAAAAGACAAAUAACUAGAGUCUAGGGGUAUAACAGUAAUUUGUCAUUGAAGUUGUGAGAAAGAUGAACUUGUGAUGGUUUGGCCUGGGGAUUCGAACCGUGGACCUGCAUGUCGGACAGUAAUGGUGUUAAAUGAAUAGAAUCUACGGACAUGUUUGUCUUGUAGCGAUAGAAUGCGGUCAUAACCUGGGAUGUAGCUAUACGGGAGCACGGAGGCACGUGUCCAUCCUUUCGAUAUUAAAAUGGCGA